AUGCAACAAUGGGAAUCAACGGUUAAUAUGACACUCAAGGCUGCCACAAAAGCUAAUACUUCCUCGGUACAUAAGUACUAUAGUGCCGUACAUGCCAAGUUCACAGAGUUUGCGGAUGUUUACAUGAUGAUGCAAUGCACACCCGACAUAACUUCCCAAGAUUGCAAACAAUGUUUAGGAGAUAGUGUGAAAUACUUUAGAGAACAGUUUCGUGGAAAAACAGGGGGCAUGGCUAGUUUUCCUAGCUGUUUAUUCAGAUGGGAUCUAUAUGCUUUCCAAGGUGCUUUUGUUAAUAUUACUAGAGUUUCUGCAAUUCCUCCAUCUCAGGCUCAGGAAAAGGGGAGCUCUAUACCAGAAAAGAAAGGUUAUAGCAAUGCUAAAAUUUUAACUAUCACAAUAAUUGUGGUUUUUAUUUUCAUUAAUCUUUUGGUAUUUAUUGGUAUUUGCAAAGCCAAAGCUCGGAGGAGGAAAUUAAUAAACGGAUUAAAUGGUUGUAGUGUAGAAUACUCAGGUUCGGAUGGUCAUUUUAUGUUACGGUUUGAUCUUAGUAUGAUCUUAACGGCAACCGCUGACUUUUCGCCUGAAAAUAAGCUUGGACAAGGUGGAUUUGGUACAGUUUAUAAGGGGAUAUUACUAAACGGGAAAGAGAUAGCUGUGAAGAGAUUAACCAGAGGUUCAGAAGGAGGUAUAGAAUUUAGGAAUGAGGUUUCACUCUUGACAAGACUCCAGCAUAAGAAUCUGGUUAAGCUUCUUGGUUUCUGUAAUGAAGCAGAUGAAGAGAUUCUUGUCUAUGAAUAUGUCCCUAACUCAAGUCUUGACCGCUUUAUCUUCGAUGAAGAGAAGCGACCGCUUCUUACAUGGGAAGUGAGGUUUAAAAUUAUAGAAGGUAUUGCUCGAGCUCUUGUUUACCUCCAUGAAGAUUCUCAGCUAAAGAUUAUUCACAGAGACGUAAAGGCAAGCAACAUCCUUUUAGAUGAAGAGAUGAACCCUAAAGUUGCAGAUUUUGGGACAGCAAGACUGUUUGACACUGAUGAGACUCGAGCUGAAACAAAACGAAUAGCUGGAACACGUGGAUAUAUGGCUCCUGAAUAUCUCAAUCAUGGGCAAAUAUCAGCUAAAUCUGAUGUAUAUAGCUUUGGUGUGGUGCUUCUAGAGAUGAUAAGUGGUCGAAGAAAUAAUAGCUUCGUGGGAGAAGGAAUUGCAGCUUUUGCAUGGAAAAGAUGGGUUGAAGGAAGGCCUGAGAUCAUAAUUGAUCAUUUAUUGGUAGGGAAGCCGAGUAACGAGAUCAUUAAGUUGAUCCAGACUGGUCUGUUGUGUGCUCAACAAAAUCCAACAAAGAGACCAACCAUGAGCACUGUAAUAGUUUGGCUUGGCAGUGAGGCCAUCACUAUUCCUUUACCCAAGGCUCCUGGUUUCACAGUGAGUUAUACCCAAUCUGAAGAUGGUACAACGUCAAUGAGCAAUGUCUACACGGAGUUGAGUUGUCGCUGAGUUACAAUUGUUAAUCUAUAUGUUUCUUUUAAGGUAGUACCAAAUGUUCUAAUUGUAUUGAAUGGAGAAAUAUAUGUUGGAACGAAAACUUUAGUAAAGAUGAAGAAAGUGUUUGAAGAGAAA
Molecule: messenger RNA, 1614 nt
Organism: Eruca vesicaria subsp. sativa (arugula)
Lineage: Eukaryota; Viridiplantae; Streptophyta; Magnoliopsida; Brassicales; Brassicaceae
Source: the annotation of a GenBank genome assembly